Molecule: messenger RNA, 826 nt
Organism: Macroventuria anomochaeta
Lineage: Eukaryota; Fungi; Ascomycota; Dothideomycetes; Pleosporales; Didymellaceae
Product: ADP-ribosylation factor 6
Exons: 2
Coding region: 1-663 (220 amino acids)
Biological process (GO): Golgi to plasma membrane protein transport; protein localization to organelle; intracellular protein transport
Cellular component (GO): Golgi apparatus
Molecular function (GO): GTPase activity; GTP binding
Source: RefSeq, a predicted model, not a curated record
AUGUACCACCUCUUCAAAUCAAUCUACCUGCACGCAACCAAGUAUUCUGUCCUCGUCCUCGGCCUCGACAACGCCGGCAAAACCACGCUCCUCGAGCAAAUAAAAGCGUCUUACACGCCUUCACACCCAAACCUCAAAACCGUCCCGACAGUCGGCCAGAACACCGUUACACUCGCCCUCCCGCCCCCGAACCCGCCGAUCUACCUCAAGCUGUGGGAUGUGGGAGGGCAGCAUAGCUUGAGAGGGCUGUGGCAGAGUUACUACAGCUCUGCGCACGCGAUUGUGUUUGUCAUCGACUCGAGCGAUGUGGGGAAUGCGACGUUGGCAGAGAUCGGGGAAGGCGGCGGGGUAAACGAGGGCGAGGUGGGCCGUCUCGACGAAUGCAGGCUCGUGCUGGAGAGUAUAUUAGGCAACAAGGAGACGAGCGGGGUUCCUAUUCUAGUGUUGGCGAAUAAGCAGGACCGGGAAGACUGCGUCGAGGUUGUGAGGAUUAAGGAGGGGUUUGUGAGGAGGGUGUUUGAGGGCGAGAAGGGCGGGAAUGUGAGGGAUAGUAGGGUGUUGCCGUGUAGCGCGUUGACAGGGACGGGCGUGCAGGAGGCAGUCGAGUGGCUGGUGACGAGAAUGAUGGGAAACAAGGAGAGUCGGCCGCCAGUCAUGCGGUAGGGUGGUGAAGGGAGGGAGGAAUGAAGAUGAUAUACCCAUAUGUUGUGAUGAGAUGAGCAUCACUGAGAGAAAGAGACUUGUAUUGUUCAUGGCUCCUUGAAGGCAUGACGUUCUAUGCAGAAUAUUGUGCUCAAUUCAAAUUUGAUAUCUCAGAUUGAAAGGG